AUGCUCCGCCGUUCGCUGCCGUGGUCUGCCGCCGUGCCGCCGCUCCUUACCGUGCCGCUCCUUCCGCGCCUCGCCGCCUUUGCCAUUUAUUCGCCGUCCCUCCUGCCGUGCGUUACCGCCGUGCCGCCGUACCGCCGCUCCUACAGUGCCGCGCCGCCUCCCACACGCACACACCUUACCUCCUGCUCGACCGAGUUUGUGAUGAGAAGUGACCCGAGCCGCCGGGUGCGCAGCCGCAGGGGGGCGGCUGUGAGUGGGAGGGCGAAGGAGCCUGAGAGCGGCAAGAUCUGCAAGACCCGUACUGGCCUGCAAGGCGUCUGUGGGAUGGAUGCCACGGUCGGCGCCUUCGCGCCGUCUCCGCACCGCUUGCGCGUUGCGCCAGCCCGUCCCGCCGUCUGCCGGUGUGCGCCAAUCGUGGCGAGCGCGUCGGCCUCGGCUGAGGUGGCAGCGAGGACAGUGGUGGUGACCGACAUGGACGAGACGCUGAUAUCGAAGAAGAGCACGGGGUAUGUGAUCUCCUUCCUCGUCAGGCUGCGCUCCAUCCGCCUGCUCCUCGUGCCGCUCGUCGCCGCAGUGCUGAUUCCCGUCUCCAAGCUGUCGCGCACCUUUGCGGUGCGUGUCAUGUAUUGGUUCGCCUUCCGCGGCGUGCGUGUGGAGCGCGCCAAGGCGAUCGCCGCCGAGUUCCUCGCGCCGCGCUACGCCGCCGACCUGCAGGACCCGGUCGCCUCGGCCGUCCUCGCGGCGGACGACGCGAUCGUCAUCACCGCCUCGCCCGACUUCAUGGCGCGCCCGUGGCUCGAGCGGUACCUGCGCGUGCCGCCGUCGCAGGUGUACGGCGCCGUGCUCGAGGAGCGCGCGGGCCGCUUCACCGGCAAGACCACCCAGAUCCCCAUCGGCGAGGAGAAGGCGACGCUGCUCGCCUCGGACCCGCUCGCCACCUCGGCGGGCGUCUCGACGGUGGGGUACGGCGACCACCCGACGGACGUGCCCUUCAUGAAGGCGUGCGACCGCGCCGUCCUCGUCCACCCGAUGGAGCCUAUGCCGCCCGGCGUCGAGUACGAGCCGGCGCAGCCCUUCGACUCGGCCGCGCUAGGCUAG
Messenger RNA from Emiliania huxleyi CCMP1516, 1098 nucleotides. RefSeq lists its product as hypothetical. The record is from RefSeq and is a predicted model, not a curated record. The coding region runs from base 1 to 1098 and encodes 365 amino acids. Gene Ontology annotation, cellular component: membrane. NCBI's taxonomy places the organism in Eukaryota, Haptophyta, Isochrysidales, Noelaerhabdaceae. The transcript is spliced from 4 exons.